Messenger RNA from Cariama cristata (Red-legged seriema), 877 nucleotides. RefSeq names its product B-cell CLL/lymphoma 10 (gene BCL10). Gene Ontology annotation, cellular component: cytosol; CBM complex. The coding region runs from base 9 to 653 and encodes 214 amino acids. The transcript is spliced from 2 exons. Gene Ontology annotation, biological process: apoptotic process; positive regulation of extrinsic apoptotic signaling pathway; canonical NF-kappaB signal transduction. Gene Ontology annotation, molecular function: NF-kappaB binding; kinase activator activity; protein kinase B binding. NCBI's taxonomy places the organism in Eukaryota, Metazoa, Chordata, Aves, Cariamiformes, Cariamidae. The record is from RefSeq and is a predicted model, not a curated record.
UAGAAAGGAUGCGUCCUUACCUGUGUGAUAAAAUCAUAGCUGAGAGACACUUUGAUUACCUACGUUCAAAGAAAAUACUCACUAGAGAGGACACAGAAGAAAUUUCUUCUCGAUCUUCCAGUAGGAAAAAAACUGGGAAGUUAUUGGACUACUUAGCAGAAAACCCAAAGGGACUAGACGCUUUGAUUGAAUCUAUCAGAAGAGAAAGAACACAAAACUUCCUGUUACAAAAGAUAACUGAUGUAGUGUUGAAAGUAAAAAAUGAAAAACUUGAAGCUCUCAAAGGUCUAAGCUGCAGCACCUGUAUGACCUCACUGUAUGGAGGAACAAAUGAUCUUUCUAGAUCAUAUUCUGAUGAAUCUAAUUUUUUUGAUAAAACAAAAGACAAAGAAUCUACCCAGAUACAUCAUCCAGAAGAAGAUUAUAGCACCGCCGCAUUUGUGUCUGCUGUCUCUCUUCACUCAAUGAAUUUACCAAUUGCAGAGAUGGGAAAUGCAGAGAGUGCUGUUUUCUCAGCCACCCUUCCAGGGCCUGGAGACCCUGGUGCACCCCCACUCCCCCCAGAGCUCCAAUCAGAGCAGCAAGAACCAAGUACUAGUUCAAGUGACAAUUGCUUUUUGCCUUUAAGAUCACGUUCUCUUCAACCACAGUGAAAGUAGUGACUUUUGUCUGUUCAUCCAAAUGGUACUGAAACUUUGUGUGAUGCCUUAUAAAGGUUAAAAAAAUGUUUUCAAACUGUUAACUAGCAAAAUCAGAGGAAACAAUCUAUGCUAUUUACUGUUUUUUAAGAAGUAAAUUUUUUUGUAAUUGGGUGACUCUGGAGCUGCUUGUUUUCAUGUUCUUUAGGGAGCUUUUUUCAAGAGAUCAUGGUGUUAUA